This is a messenger RNA of Pocillopora damicornis (cauliflower coral), 1341 nucleotides long. Its product is annotated as somatostatin receptor type 5-like. The record is from RefSeq and is a predicted model, not a curated record. Lineage: Eukaryota; Metazoa; Cnidaria; Anthozoa; Scleractinia; Pocilloporidae.
UUAAAUAACAAAAGUGACAAAAACACCCGAAUAUGCAGAAACUGAGCAUAAAUAAAUUACUGAGCACACUUAACGACGUUAACAGGGCACAAGUCAGUAAUUGGCCGGUGACUGCCAUUUGUUGUCCGGUAAGGAUUAAGAUGAUUUCUCUAAACUCUCCAGCAAGUCGCACUUAGACGUGUAUUAAACAACUCACCCUUAAGUUACUAACUGAAAAAUCCGUAAAUUUAAUACCUAUGCAUCCAUCAACGCUCCAAGUCGUCCAUAAAUUUUCAAUAUCAAAUCCAAACUCAGCCUCACAACGAGUAGAAGAUGGAUAUUGACUGGAUUGUCGGUUGGUUUUUUACUUUCUUUGGUCUGUUGGGAAACAGCUGGAUUAUUUUCAUCGUCGCUAAAAGAAGAAGAUUACAGACGACAACCAACUGGUUCAUUCUUUCCUUGGCGGUGGCCGAUCUGGGUGUUACAUGCGGACAUUUUCCGGCGUCCAUGAUCUGCAAUGUGCUUUUGAAUACAUGUAACAACGACGUUCGCAUAAUAACCGCUUUCUUCUUCCUAGAAGCUUCCGCCCUUUGCUUGACAGCCAUGAUUGGAGAACGCUAUAUCGCUAUCGUGUAUUCGUUGAAAUACGUCCGUUUAAUGACGACCAAAAACACAAUUAUUAUCAUCGCGACCUGUUGGGCAAUUCCAUUUCUUUUAAUCGUUUAUGAACUCAUCAUCUAUCUUACCAGCAUCGAUUAUUACGCUGUAGGAACACCUAUAUUCGUUGCUAUUUACACAGCACUCCUCCUAGUUUUACCAACAAUACUCUGUUUCGGGGCACAUCUUCAAAUUCUAGUAAUUAUUCACAAACGCUCUAGAGAGAUGAGAGUUCUUUUCAAACAGGUUAGAUUUAACGUAGAGGCAAACUCGGUGAAAAUAAUGGGAGUUAGAAAUGUUGGAAUAAAAACGUCCACCGUAAGGUUGGUGACUGCACUUGUUAUUAUAUUUAUAGCAUGUUACGGACUAGAAAUCCGUGCGUCAAUUUGCACUUACUUCAAUCUUUGUAAUGUAUCUGACCAUGAACUAGCAGCAACAAAUUUGCUCCUAUUGGCCAAUUCUACAUUUAAUCCUCUUGUGUACGCGUUCCUUAAAGAAGAUAUCAAGAGAGAAACAAAAGCUUUGCUUUGCCGCAGGAGGGAACCAAAACUACGUCCCUUCCAGGUUCAUCCAUAGUAGCAUCGAGCUGGAAGAAUUCCUUCCAGCAAUGCCGACUAAAAAAUAGGAAAAAACUGGGACACGACUGGAAAAUUAUUGCAAAUAGUCCUAAUUCAGUGAAGCAAAUAAAGGUUGUUUAAUUUGCAA